This is a messenger RNA of Argentina anserina (silverweed cinquefoil), 1128 nucleotides long. RefSeq names its product probable CCR4-associated factor 1 homolog 6. Gene Ontology annotation, molecular function: poly(A)-specific ribonuclease activity; nucleic acid binding. Gene Ontology annotation, cellular component: CCR4-NOT core complex; CCR4-NOT complex; P-body. NCBI's taxonomy places the organism in Eukaryota, Viridiplantae, Streptophyta, Magnoliopsida, Rosales, Rosaceae. The record is from RefSeq and is a predicted model, not a curated record. Bases 268 to 1092 code for a protein of 274 amino acids. The transcript has 2 exons.
UGAAGCAGCUACUCCUUGCUGUUACAAUGCAAGCAAGGAAAGCCUCUAUUUUUACAGCCUUCUAUCCCAAAACGACGUGAAACCCUUUACGAUUUCUGACCUAAACCCCUCGUUUUCUCCAAAACCCUCGAUUCUCCUUCACCAUUUUCACCAGGGGAAAAAGGCUUCAAUCGUUUCAUUUCGCAGACGCCCAGCUCGUUAGUUGUUGAGAUUUAUGGUUUUUGGUCAUCUGGGUUUUGUUAUCUGCUUCAAUUUGUGUCAAAGAUAAUGUCUUUUUUGCUGAAGAGUGAGGAUGUUCACAUUAGGGAAGUUUGGAACGAUAAUCUUGAUGCCGAGUUUAAUUUGAUUCAGCAAAUCGUAGAUGAUUACCCGUAUAUAGCUAUGGAUACAGAGUUUCCGGGUAUCGUGUUGCGCCCUUUGGGCACUUUCAAGAACAGCUUUGAUUAUAACUAUCAGACACUUAAGGCCAAUGUGGACUUGUUGAAGUUGAUUCAGCUGGGUCUGACGUUUUCGGAUGACAAUGGGAAGCUGCCCACCUGUGGAACUGAUAAGCACUGUGUGUGGCAGUUCAAUUUCUGCGAUUUUAAUGUGAAUGAGGAUAUGUAUGCUGUGGAUUCGAUUGAGCUAUUGUCGGACAGUGGAAUGGAUUUCAAGAAGAACAAUGAGAAGGGUGUCGAUGCUCGUAGGUUCAGUGAGCUGUUGAUGGGGUCUGGUAUUGUGAUGAAUGAGAAUGUGGUUUGGUUGACAUUUCAUAGCGGAUAUGAUUUUGGCUAUUUGCUUAAGCUGCUUACCUGUCAAACCCUUCCAGACUCGCAGACAGAGUUCUUUGAAAAGAUCAAUUUGUUCUUCCCGACAAUCUAUGAUGUCAAGCAUCUGAUGAGGUUUUGCAACAGCCUUCAUGGUGGGUUGAACAAGCUGGCGGAGCUGUUAAAUGUGGAGAGAGUCGGCACAUCUCACCAAGCUGGUUCUGAUAGUUUACUCACCAGUAAUACAUUCAUGAUAUUAAGAGAGAAUUUCUUUAGCGGGUCUACUGAGAAAUAUGCUGGUGUCUUAUAUGGUCUUGGUAUUGAGGAUGGACAUGAUUCUCAUUGAACAUGAAAUAUUAAUAAAAAGUUAUGUGUUUUGUUA